UCUACCUUCUAUCUUUUUUCUCUUACACCCCCACACAAAAAAUGGUUAGACUCACUCACCCAAAAAGCCCUCUCUCUUCUCUUCACAUUUUCUCAACUUUGAACAAAUCUUCACCAUCAUCAUCAUCAUCAUCAUCUUCUUCUUCUACUUCUUCUUCAUCUUUAACAACCAUAAAGGUUAAAACCCUAAUUCACAAUCUCAUUUUCUCCCAUAUUUGCCAUAUUUUUAGAGCUUUAUCCAAGGCUAAAUCAAUUUUCCUAGAGCUUUUUAAGGAAAAUCAUCUAAUAUACUUGAAACAAUCCAAGAGAAAAAACAAGUAUAGAAACAAAAUACUAUUUGGAUCCUUUAGACUUCAUUACAAUUGGUGUUCUUCAUCUUCUCAUGUCUUGCCUAUUCCAUCUCCGACACUCAUCAAUAAGCAUCCAAGUAAUGAUCAUAACGUCUAUUAUGAUUCUACUUGGAACUCGCUUUACUCGACAGAUGACAAUAACAAUAACAAUAACAAUUGUAAUGGUAAUGGUAAGGAAGAUCAAGAAGGACAACUUUCAAGUUAUCUUCAAUGGUUGGAAGAAAAAGGUUGCAAAAAUGAGAAUAUAAAUGAAGAUGAUCAAGUCAAUGUUGGGAAUGAGAUUGAUAAGUUGGCUGAUAUGUUUAUAGCCAAUUGUCAUGAAAAAUUUAGAUUGGAGAAGAUUGAAUCUUAUAGAAGAUACCAAGAAUUGCUUGCUAGAAGUUUGUAAGUGAAGCUCAUCUUUUCCUUGGGGAAAAACAAUAAAAAAAGGAGAAAAAAAAGAGGAUAAGCAAAUUAAAUUAGUUAAUUAGGUACUUAUAUUAAUUAAUUCCUCUUAGAUAUUUUUCCCUUUUUUAUUUUAUAAAUUAUAUUUAUUUUUGUUCAUGGAUUUGCGGUAGCAAAGGGAAGGAUUAGGGGAGAAAACUAUAUUAUAAAUGGUUGGGGAUUGUGAAUGUAAACUAAGUUUCUCUUCUUUCUAGAGAAAUAUAUAUUUUGUAGGAAGAGGAUGGUUUAUAGGAAUUGUACAUUUAAGGGAUAUGGAAUGAUGAGAAUAUGGGAG
Messenger RNA from Amaranthus tricolor (Joseph's coat), 1067 nucleotides. RefSeq lists its product as uncharacterized. The coding region runs from base 42 to 737 and encodes 231 amino acids. NCBI's taxonomy places the organism in Eukaryota, Viridiplantae, Streptophyta, Magnoliopsida, Caryophyllales, Amaranthaceae. The record is from RefSeq and is a predicted model, not a curated record. The transcript has a single exon.